AUGCAUCUAUCGAGCGAGGUGACUUCAACAACUAGUGGGUUGGGGCAUGAGGCGCCGUCGUCGAGUUACGGAGCUGGUGGUCUACCGAGCCAGCCCUUGACCGCCGAACUGCUGGCUGAACGCACGCUUGAAGGUUUAUUGGCUGACCACCCUGGAGAGCUUGUCAAGACUGGCAGUCCUCAUGUUGUAUGCACAGUCCUGCCCCCACACUGGCGAUCAAACAAGACUCUCCCGGUGGCGUUCAAGGUGGUGGCGCUGGGUGACGUGGGUGACGGCACGCUGGUGACCGUCCGCGCUGGUAACGACGAGAACUGUUCCGCGGAGCUCAGGAACUGUACGGCGGUUAUGAAGAACCAGGUCGCCAAGUUUAAUGACCUGAGAUUUGUUGGGCGAAGUGGCCGAGGUAAAUCGUUCACGCUGACAAUAAUGCUGGCGACGUCGCCGCCGCAGGUGGCUACUUACCAGAAGGCCAUAAAAGUGACGGUGGACGGACCACGAGAGCCAAGGUCCAAGACGCGUCACCACGGCUUCCACCCCUUCCACUUCGGACCGCGGUUCGCGCCGGACCCGCUGAUGGGGUCGCUACCUUUUAAAUUGUCAGGUAUAGCUCACCAGCUAGCAGGCCUCCCGGGCGGGGAGUGGGGCGCGCUUGGCCGGCACUAUCCCCCACCCCUGUUGCCCACUCCCGCGCACUUUACCCCCCACGUCCUGCCGCCGCAUGCGCAGGCGCCGCACGUGGCGCCUGUUGUUAGUCAUGAUAGUGACGUAACAUCAGACAACCCGACGACAAUGCAUGCUCACAGCACGACAAGCCCGGCAAACUCGCGUCCAGGCUCGCCACAGGACGACGACAUCUCAGUGACAGCGUCCAGCAGCCCGCCGCCCGACGACCGCCCAGGAGCCUUCACCUCCGUCACCAGGACGCGCAAGCCCUUACAACCCCUGCCACCACCAACGACGCUCUUCCACAGCGCUCUAGCCGCUCAACUCUUCCUCAAUUCUCCACUCCUGCCAACACCACCCGCCUGGUUAUACUCCCAACUAUACGGAGGAUAUGACUGGUGGUUAAGACCGCCACCCCCCCAGGAAGACUCCAAUUCCAGUCCAGAUAGAGAAGAAGAAGGCUCGACUGCCUCAGGGACUGGGAAGAAACGCCCAGCGUCGCCGGAGUGGAACGACCAGGGCAUCAGGACUCGCAGUAAGUCUUUGAUAACUUCUGAGAGACGGCCCGUAGAUGUGUGGCGUCCAUACUAA
Molecule: messenger RNA, 1254 nt
Organism: Pectinophora gossypiella (pink bollworm)
Lineage: Eukaryota; Metazoa; Arthropoda; Insecta; Lepidoptera; Gelechiidae
Gene: RunxB
Product: runt-related transcription factor 1
Exons: 5
Coding region: 1-1254 (417 amino acids)
Biological process (GO): regulation of DNA-templated transcription
Cellular component (GO): nucleus
Molecular function (GO): RNA polymerase II cis-regulatory region sequence-specific DNA binding; ATP binding; DNA-binding transcription factor activity, RNA polymerase II-specific
Source: RefSeq, a predicted model, not a curated record